GAUGAGGCAACCACGUGACGUGAGUCGGGGAGACUAGUUCCUCUCCGAUAUAUGAUCUCCCAUGUGGAGAUGACUUCUUCAAACAACUUGAUAUCGCCAGUUUUCUUACUACAUUUACUCCAAUUUGAGUCAUGAGAAGGUACCAGGGAGGGGGUUAGACGAAUUUCGUAUAUUGAUUCAUGUUAUGUUCGCAAAGGAAAUCUCCUUUUCUUUCGAGUUUGUUGCCAUUAGCCACCUACAACUUCACGACCAAGACUAGACACCAAGUCGCUCGCCAACUACUUUUCCACCACACACACGCGAGGCUACCCAUGAACCAUGCGGACGACGUUGGCUUUGCUCUCAGCACAUAUUCCCAAAUCAACCUCUAACCAGUCACUCAUUCGUAUCAGCAAUGGCACAUUUUAUCGAGAUCAUCCCUCGCUCGAUCCUGACACUGUCUCGUCCAACCCACCUCUCUACCCAGGGUUGACAUUUACUCUCCCUGCCACUCCCCUCUCCGAGCGGAGGGCAGGAUCAAGAAGAGACCAGCAUUGGGCAGUCAUCUCUCCGACAGACAGUACAACCUUCCUAGAGCUUCUUCGAGGCAGCCAUCUCUGCUUCCCGCCCGAGGCACGAUCGUUCCCUUACCUGUCAUCAGAAGAGGUCGACCGUCGAGAUCACCGACUCCGCGUCCCCUCACGCGCUAUUCAAUAUGUCGGUUUCAAUGCCACCAAGGGCCAAUCCUCGCCAGGCGGAGUUCGAGGUGCCUACCUGAGUGCUCGGUACGAGAGUCGCCGUGAGGAAACUGACUGGACUCUUCUCCAAUAUCUCAAAGGCGAGACUGAGCUUAAUCCAGAUGAGGUCUCGGCACAAGAGCGACACGUCGAUGAUGCAUUCUUGCAGAAGGUCAUGUCGGACUUGCGCCUGCACAAGCUUGCCGAUAUGCCUGUCAGUCAUUUGAGCAACGGGCAGACGAGGAGAUCACGAAUUGCCAAAGCUUUGUUGGGCAAGCCAGAACUCCUGCUGCUAGAUGAACCUUUCAUGGGCCUCGAUCCUCCGACCUCGGUGACCCUCUCACCCAUCUUGCGCGACCUAGCCUACAAAUCUUCACCUCUCUUGCUGCUGGGUCUACGGCCACAGGAUCCUAUUCCAGAUUGGAUCACUCAUCUUGUCAUUCUCGGGCAUAAUCACACCAUGCCUCUCCAGGGCCCCGCCCCCCACGUUCUCUUUCAACUGCACAGAUGGACCGAGUUGUAUUCCAAGCAUCACUCCGCACAAACACACUCUGAAAAUCCAAAUGAUGCUCUUGCACAAGAGUUUGUGAAAAGCAUGACCAAGGCAUUCGGCCCGCCACCUCUCGGUGUAGGCGAUAUUUUGUCUCAAACAGGUAUCCGUCGACACCCCGUCUAUGCCGAGUUGAAUGCCGGACCAAACUACUUCCUCUCAGAUGGUGCUGUGGACGUUUCCAAGGUAUCAUCGCCUGCUGAAAAACGAGCCGCAGAUGCCGCCAGGGAGAAGCCCUUGGGUCGCAGGACCCCUACCGACUGGCUCGCACUCAUGACCUCUCCACCCUCUGGUCUCCUGGAAAAGGUCACCCAGGCUCAAGUCACCGCUUCGUCUACGUCGAGCCAACAAGACCCCAGCUCCUGGGACGCUCAGUCCACAAAGAUCCAACCCACUGAGCCAAGUCCAACUGCAAAAGGUCAACCUCUUAUCGAGCUAUCCUCAGUCAUCGUACGAUACGGCAGCAAAACAGUACUCGGUCAUCCACCCCCACAACCCGGCUACGACACACCUGGUCUCAACAUGACCAUUCGACAAGGCACACGACUCGCCCUCCUCGGUCCCAACGGAUCAGGAAAGACCACGCUCCUCAGUCUCUUGACUUCCGACCAUCCGCAAUCCUACAGCCUACCCAUCCAGUUCUUUGGCCGCAGCAGACUCCCCACACCAGGUCAGCCGGGACUGUCCCUGUGGGAAAUCCAGAACCGAAUUGGUCAUUCCAGUCCCGAAAUCCACGCUUUCUUUCCCAAACACUUGACCGUCCGUCGCGUCCUCGAAAGUGCAUGGGCCGAGACAUUCGCUGGGAAACCAUCAUUGACGCAAGAACGAGAAUCCCUCGUCGAUGCUUUCUUACGCUGGUGGGCACCUGAAUUGCGUCAAACGAGUAGUGUUGACAACGAUGCAACAAAUUCCCACAUCCCCGACGACGACCUCAUCUGGUCAACAGACAAAACACACCAUACAUACGGCCAACUUCCAUUCCCCGCCCAACGGCUCCUGUUACUCCUGCGCGCUAUCAUUAAACAACCAGAUAUAAUUAUCCUCGACGAGGCAUUCUCAGGCCUAUCAGCCGAAACGAGGGAUAAAGCCAUGCGGUGGUUGGAGUUUGGACAAGCCGACACUCAAUUUCCGCGUCGAGACGAUGAACAUGUCUUUAAUGGGUUGACGCCCGCGCAAGCAUUGGUUGUCGUGUCGCAUGUUAAAGAGGAGAUUCCUCCGAUGGUCGACGAGUGGCUGCGUCUCCCGGGCGAGGACGAAGUGUAUGAGUCUGGUAAGGGUGUUGAGGGCGGUUUUGUUGCCAGAGGAGGGAUCAGUACGCCGGAUGGGUGGAGACGGGUUUGGGGAGUGUGAAGAUCAGGUUCUUUUGUAUACUAGAAUCUAGGAUCUAGAAUCUGCUGGUUUGUAGAAACAUGAUACACGUCGAAAACAGUUAGGUACGG
Exophiala mesophila is the source of this 2705-nucleotide messenger RNA. RefSeq lists its product as uncharacterized. The record is from RefSeq and is a predicted model, not a curated record. Gene Ontology annotation, molecular function: ATP hydrolysis activity; ATP binding. Bases 319 to 2616 code for a protein of 765 amino acids. Gene Ontology annotation, cellular component: mitochondrion. The transcript has a single exon. NCBI's taxonomy places the organism in Eukaryota, Fungi, Ascomycota, Eurotiomycetes, Chaetothyriales, Herpotrichiellaceae.